Podospora anserina S mat+ is the source of this 489-nucleotide messenger RNA. RefSeq lists its product as uncharacterized. Gene Ontology annotation, biological process: regulation of DNA-templated transcription; protein folding. The coding region runs from base 1 to 489 and encodes 162 amino acids. The record is from RefSeq and is a predicted model, not a curated record. The transcript is spliced from 4 exons. Gene Ontology annotation, cellular component: cytoplasm; prefoldin complex. Lineage: Eukaryota; Fungi; Ascomycota; Sordariomycetes; Sordariales; Podosporaceae.
AUGGCCAGCCAAGGAAGACAGCAAGGAGGAGAGCAAAUCUCCCUCGAUACCCUCACAGCCCCCCAACUCUCGGCCGUGAAAAAGCAACUCGAUGAAGAAGUCGAGCACCUCUCCCAAUCUUACGCCCAGCUCGCCGCCGCCCAGUCCAAGUUCAAGGAGUGCCUCCGGGUCGUCAAGUCCGGCUCCGAGACCUUUGACGAGAAAAAGCCCAUCCUCGUCCCCUUGACCAACUCCCUCUACGUCAAGGGCCGGAUGGCUGACCCGGACAAGGUCAUUGUUGAUGUCGGGACUGGGUUUUACGUCGAAAAGGACACCAAGAGCGCGGCAGAGUUUUAUGAGGCCAAGGUCAAGGAGUUGGCUGCGAAUAUUCAAGGACUGGAGGGCAUCGUGCAGGCCAAGACUCAGAAUUUGAGGCUGGUGGAGGAAGUUCUCAGACAAAAGGUCUUGGCUGCUGGACCAGCUGCUGGCCAGGCUGCUCAGGCGUCAUGA